Messenger RNA from Opisthorchis viverrini, 1113 nucleotides. RefSeq lists its product as hypothetical. The record is from RefSeq and is a predicted model, not a curated record. Gene Ontology annotation, molecular function: G protein-coupled receptor activity. Gene Ontology annotation, cellular component: plasma membrane. The transcript has a single exon. Gene Ontology annotation, biological process: G protein-coupled receptor signaling pathway. Bases 1 to 1113 code for a protein of 370 amino acids. Lineage: Eukaryota; Metazoa; Platyhelminthes; Trematoda; Opisthorchiida; Opisthorchiidae.
AUGCCGGACAGUUCAGAAAAAACACGGGAACAACUGCAAGCAUGUGCAAAAAGGAUGCAUGUUUCAGAAAACCUGGACAAUAUAUUGUGUGAUUUGUUCACUGUUGUCGGAUGGUCCUGUGCCUAUAUUCUACCGAUUGUGUGUGGGGUUGGCUUUCUGGGAACCUUGAUGAUCAUCAUAGUUAUAGUGAGAUCACCACAACAACUCACUCGACAGUUAAUCUAUCUGGUCUGUAUGCUUAUAUCUGGUUUGUUCACAAACAUACUGAUCGCCUGGUUACGUCUGUUCCCAACAAGAGGACUACCAUACGCCACAAACGGAGAGGAGUUCUUCGACAUUAGAUAUGUCAGUCCUGCCUCAUGCACGUUCUUCAGCAUUUUGGCCGAUUUAUCCUUUGCUUCAUAUUCGAAUUUCCUUAUUAUAGCCAGUUUAGAUCGUUUUAUGUCCAUCUAUUUUCCAGUCAAAAUGAUGGGCAUACAUACACGCCAUGCCUGGAUAGCAGCGGGACUAGCCGCAUUGUUCACUCUUCUAACUAUCUUACCAACAUCAGUAAAUACCAGCUGGCUUACUGUAGGUGCAAAGCGUAUCUGUUGGUUUAAAAAAGGUCACACUGCAUCCCUCGUUAUCAAUCAAUUGUUUUCUUUCAUUAUUCCCCCGUUUGCAAUUGUGAUUUUGAACGUGCUUUUCUAUGGACGUAUAAGAAUAGUAUACAGCCGGCGUGGUAAAGUUGGAUGCAACUCUACUGAAUCCCAACAACUCAACGCAUCUCUCACUCUGUUUCUCCUCUCUACCUUCUAUGUGAUUUUCUCAAUGCCAGCAACUAUUCUUGUUUUUAAUGCACUGGCAAAUCUCGGCAAGGCUUCAAAACUCAAUCGUCAAGUUCAGAUAUCCAGAGCUAUUUUGAACCUACUAUGGGAGCUAUUCUUUUUGCGAGAGUUGACCAAUAUUGUCAUAAUAUUCUUUCAGGUUCCAGUUGCACGUUCUUUUGCUCGGGAUAGACUGAUUACAGUGAACAAAUAUUGUGUUCAGUUACGUAAGAAAAUGAAGUUGGCGACUGGCAAGGAAGUUAAUACACUGGAUGGGAAAUCAAAGGAGGAAAAAUCAAUGGAUUAG